UUUUAAGCUUCCGUUCACUUCAGUCCUUCAAUUAUCAGCCGCUUUGGUUAGGUUUUCACAAUACCCACAAAUUUGUUUCCCUUCAAAUUUACCCAUAAAUUCAUCUUCACAUGGAUUUUAAUCUAUAGGGGUUUUUAUUGAAAAAAUCGGUUCUUCGCAUCACUCUCUCUAUAUAUCUGUUUAGGAACUCCGAGAAGAGGUAAAAAAUGGCUACUUUGAACCCAUUCGACCUUUUGGAUGAUGAUGCUGAGGACCCAAGUUUGCUAAUUGCUGCUCAGCAGCUAAAGGCUCCUGUUGCAUCUGCACCAGCCAAGAAGGGUCCAGUUCAGCCUACUAAGCCUGCUGCUAAGUUGCCCUCCAAGCCGGUUCCUCCUUCUCAGGCUGUGAGGGAAGCCAGGAGUGAUGGCCAGAGAGGAGGAGGCCGCGGGGGUCCACGUGGAGGAGCCCGUGGUCGUGGGCGUGGACGUGGGUUUAACCAAGACUUUGCUGCUGAUGAGAAUGCUUUUGGCAGCAAUAAUGGGUUCUCUGGGAGGUACAAUGCUCCAGAAAAUGGAGAAUCAGGAAAGGUCUCUGAAAGGAGAGGUGGAUACGGUGGAUCUCGUGGGGGGUUCUAUGGAGGUCGUCGUGGUGGUUUCAAUAAUGGGGAUGCUGCAGAAGGAGAAGUUGAACGCCCAAGGAAAGUGUUUGAUCGACGAAGUGGCACUGGCCGUGGGAAUGAGUAUAUUAAACGGGAGGGCUCUGGUCGUGGGAAUUGGGGAACUACUGCAGAUGAUAUUGCACCGGAGACUGAAGUACCUGUUAUUGAUGGUGAGAAGAUUGUUGAGGCUGAGAAACAAGCUGGACAGGAAGAUGCUGGAGAUAACAAUAAGGAUUCUACUGCUGCUGAGCCAGAAGAGAAGGAACCUGAGGAGAAGGAGAUGACCCUCGAGGAGUAUGAGAAGGUAAUGGAGGAGAAGAGGAAGGCUUUGGUGGCUCUAAAGCAGGAGGAAAGAAAGGUUAAUUUGGACAAAGAACUUCAAUCCAUGCAACUUCUCUCAAACAAGAAGAAUGAUGAUGAGAUCUUCAUCAAAUUGGGUGCUGAGAAAGAUAAGAAAAAGGAGGCAGUGGAAAAAGCCAAAAAGACUCAAAACAUAAACGAGUUUCUGAAGCCUGCUGAGGGAGAAAAUUACUACCGCUCUGGUGGGCGUGGUAGGGGCCGUGGCCGUGGAAGAGGUAAUGGCGGUGGAUAUGUUGGAAACAACAGCGUUUCAGCCCCAUCCAUUGAAGAUGUUGGCCAAUUCCCCUCCUUGGCUGCCAAGUAAGGGAGCAAGUCCUGUAUGGAUUAGUUAAAAGAGGAGCAACUCUUGUCAUCUAAGCCGUCUUCCUUUUUCCCAUCAUUUAUGAUAUUUGGCUUUUGAUGAUAACAGCAUAUUUCCCGGAACCUUUGGGCUCUCCUUUAUUAGAUUUUGUUUUGAGACCUUUAUAAUUGUUCUUUAGAGUGUAAAAUUUAGAUGUUUACUUAUCAAAUCAGUUUUGGUUGGAGUUUAUUCAAAAACAAUUAUGUUUCAUUUUCAAUUAUGAGUCUUAACUAGUUGUCGGUUGGAAAUAGUCUCUCUACCUU
Solanum verrucosum is the source of this 1600-nucleotide messenger RNA. Its product is annotated as RGG repeats nuclear RNA binding protein A-like. The transcript is spliced from 7 exons. Lineage: Eukaryota; Viridiplantae; Streptophyta; Magnoliopsida; Solanales; Solanaceae. Bases 207 to 1301 code for a protein of 364 amino acids. Gene Ontology annotation, molecular function: RNA binding. Gene Ontology annotation, cellular component: nucleus; cytoplasm. The record is from RefSeq and is a predicted model, not a curated record.